Messenger RNA from Melanotaenia boesemani (Boeseman's rainbowfish), 4236 nucleotides. RefSeq names its product protein kinase, AMP-activated, alpha 1 catalytic subunit (gene prkaa1). Bases 98 to 1816 code for a protein of 572 amino acids. Gene Ontology annotation, cellular component: cytoplasm. Gene Ontology annotation, biological process: protein phosphorylation; intracellular signal transduction. The record is from RefSeq and is a predicted model, not a curated record. Gene Ontology annotation, molecular function: protein serine/threonine kinase activity; ATP binding. NCBI's taxonomy places the organism in Eukaryota, Metazoa, Chordata, Actinopteri, Atheriniformes, Melanotaeniidae. The transcript is spliced from 9 exons.
CCGUGCGAAGCGGAGCCGCUAGACAGACGCACACAGCGGAGUUCGGUGCGUCUCAGGCAGCAGUUAGCAAACCCCGCAGGAAGGCCAGUGCGGGAAGAUGGCGACGGAAAAACAAAAACAUGAAGGAAGAGUUAAAAUUGGACAUUACAUUCUCGGGGAUACACUUGGAGUGGGGACGUUUGGAAAGGUUAAAGUGGGCCAACAUGAGCUUACCAGACACCAAGUGGCGGUGAAGAUCUUGAACAGGCAGAAGAUCCGCAGCUUGGAUGUGGUGGGAAAGAUUCGCAGAGAGAUCCAGAACCUCAAGCUUUUCAGACACCCCCACAUAAUUAAACUGUAUCAGGUUAUUAGCACCCCCACAGAUAUCUUCAUGGUAAUGGAAUAUGUCUCAGGUGGUGAGCUUUUCGACUACAUCUGCAAAAAUGGAAAGUUGGAUGAAAAGGAGAGUCGUCGACUGUUUCAGCAGAUUAUUUCAGCGGUAGACUAUUGCCACAGGCACAUGGUGGUACACCGAGACCUCAAGCCUGAAAAUGUCCUGCUCGAUGCGCACAUGAAUGCCAAGAUUGCAGAUUUUGGUUUGUCAAACAUGAUGUCAGAUGGAGAGUUUCUGAGAACAAGUUGUGGUUCUCCAAAUUAUGCUGCUCCUGAGGUCAUUUCAGGAAGAUUAUAUGCUGGUCCAGAGGUGGAUAUAUGGAGUAGUGGUGUCAUUCUCUAUGCCUUAUUGUGUGGGACACUCCCCUUCGAUGACGAUCAUGUGCCAACACUCUUUAAAAAGAUCUGUGAUGGGAUCUUUUUCACCCCGCAGUAUCUGAAUCCUUCAGUAAUAAGCCUCCUCAAACACAUGCUGCAAGUGGACCCAAUGAAAAGAGCCACCAUCAAAGAGAUCCGAGAAGAUGAGUGGUUCAAACAAGACCUACCCAAGUACUUGUUUCCCGAAGACCCCUCCUAUAGCAACAACAUGAUUGAUGAUGAGGCCCUGAAAGAGGUAUGUGAGAAGUUUGAGUGCACAGAAGAGGAGGUUUUGACCUGCAUAUAUAGCCGCAAUCAUCAAGAUCCAUUAGCCGUCGCCUACCAUCUCAUCAUUGACAAUCGUCGCAUCAUGAGCGAAGCCAAGGACUUCUACCUGGCGUCCAGCCCUCCCGACUCUUUUCUAGACGACCAGCACCUGACUUCAUCUGGUGGAGCUGUGGCCGGUAUUAUCAAGCCCCACCCCGAGCGUGUACCCUUUCUCGUGGCGGAGACUCCUCCUCGGCCUCGCCACACACUGGAUGAACUAAACCCCCAGAAGUCCAAGCACCAGGGUGUGAGAAGAGCCAAGUGGCACCUGGGUAUCCGCAGUCAGAGCAGACCCAAUGAUAUCAUGUCAGAAGUGUGUCGUGCCAUGAAACAGCUUGGUUAUGAGUGGAAGGUUGUGAAUCCAUAUUAUCUACGUGUAAGAAGGAAGAAUCCCAUCACUGGGAUGCAAACCAAGAUGAGCCUUCAACUCUACCAGGUGGACAGUAGAACCUACCUCCUUGACUUCCGUAGCAUAGACGAUGAUAUGUUGGAGACAAAAUCUGGAACUGCUACCCCUCUCCGCUCUGGAUCUGUGGGCAACUACCGUACCACUAUUAAGAACGAUGUAGAUGGAGCAGAUUCAGCCACGUCUAGCACUGUGCAGCCCACCAAGACCGCUGAAGGCUCUUUAGCUUCAUCCUUGACCUCAUCCAUCGACUCAACGGGAGGGGUGGACAGCCUGUCUGUCCCUCGACCUGGAAGCCACACCAUCGAGUUCUUUGAGAUGUGCGCAAAUCUUAUUAAACUACUUGCACGAUAGCUUGCAAAACAAUCAUAGCUAGCCUUUUCUCCUCUCUGAGUGUCUUUAUAGCAAUAAACAUGCAACCGAUUCAUGGCUCAGUUCAUCCUGGCUGAGGAUGAAGUGAUUGUUCCAUGGCACUGAUGCAGGUUGGUGUUCCCUAAGCUGAAGGGAUGUAUACUGAGCUGACUGGGUUUGGAAGGGUUAUAGGGAAAGAAGAAUGGCAAGCUACAUAACUAGCUAGGACAGAACAACAUUUAGGAAGGGGUCUUACAGUUUCCUGAUCAAUUUAAUGUCCAUAUCCCACCUAUUAGCACAUGCGGAAGUGAUUACACUGAACGUUCUGUACUGCAGCCAGUGAGCCUGCUAUUCCGUACAGAGAAAAACAUCACGUUUAUACCUGCAGAGAAGGAAGCCACAGGUUGUGUUUCACAAUCAAAUGGCAGUCAUGGAAUGCAGGAAGCACUUUUGCACAAAUUUCUUUUAUUUCCUGCUGCUUAUCUUUUUCUCUCAGUGGGUAUCAGAAAAGUGGUGCAGGUGUACUGGGGUGCUGCAUUGGCCUGUGCCCAUCACAUUUAAUGGACUCUAAAGGAGUACAGUGACCCCUGUAUUCCUGCCAUGUGUCAGGGACUAAAGAAUACUUCAUUAGAUUUAUGUUUGGUUUUCCGUUUUGUUAAUCUCAUGACAAAAGUCUAAAUGUACAUGGUUUUGUCCUUAUUGUAACUUGUUUGAAUUUGUCUGUCCCCUACAUUUUAUAUAUAUAUAAAGACAUGGCUAUAUUUAUCAAUGCAUUAAGUGGACAGAGUGUUGGUUCUAACAGAAUUCAAUUCUCUUUUUUUUUUCUUUUUUUGCAUUAAGCUGUAUUGCUGGAUGGUAUAUAUUCCUUUCUUUUUUAAACUGUUUUAAGCCAAUGUCACAGUUUUGUUUCCAUCAAUCACAAUUAUUCUGAUACUUGAUUGUUUUUCAAAUAACUAUAGCCUGCUUUUACCAUUUAAGAAUUUUGUCACGAUAGUCAAAAUGUUAAAAUAUCAUUUUCAGUGUCUGUUUUUUUUAUAUUAUUAUUAAUGAAUAGGAUUCAAGUAUGAUUACUGAGUGAAAUGCCUUUCGCCUACAUUCAUUUCAUAAAUGCCAAUCCAUCAUGUGUAGAGGCCUCUGCGGUCCAAUUUGAAAAUGAGCAGUAGCAGUUAUAUGCAGUGCAUUGACAGUGUUUGUUGGAAGGUAGAUACACCCAUAAUAUAGUCACCUCUGGGUCUGUUUCUUCUUUUUUUUUUUUUUGAUUGCUUACACAUUUGAAGGUGACCUUAAUCGAAGCUUUACAUAUGUUUAAACCUGAACCAGACUUGUAUACAUGGAAUUAUCGGGUACUGUAAAUGUUGACAGAAAAAAAAGAAAAGCAAAAACAUUAAGAUCCUAAAUGAGCGGCAGAUUUAUAUUGUUUAAUGUGUCAUUCCAUUUCCUGUCCACAGUCUUAAACUUUUAAGUGGAGUCUUUCCGGCUGCCUUACCAUUAUCAGUACUGUUCAUCAGUUUUAAUGUCAGUAGAAGUUUGAAUUUAGUCCUGGUUAUUGGCAUCUAUUGUAAUUUUAAGGUUUGAAAUCCACAAUUUAUAUUGUCAGUGUUCACUCGGAAGUACUGUUAAACAUAAACUGAUUUCUCAAAGCAUUUGGCAUUAAAGGGAAAAGAGGGAAAAUCGUGAAUGCAAAAAUUUGACAUCUGAACAUAUUGUGUCCAAACUACUGAAAACAUCAGUAACUGCUAUCAUCAUUAAAAAUGGCAAUAGGAAUACCAAAGCAAAGUUACAGUAUAAAUUAAACUGGAUUCUCAUUUUGUUAUACUCAUUUAUUUGGAACAUUCUUACCGAAAGUCAAACACCUGAGGUUUUUUUUCUUUUGUGUGUGUGCCUGUUAGAUGUUAAAAUGUGUUUUCCAGUGUUAAGCUCUUCACAGCUUUAAAAUUGAAUAAGAUUUAAUUUAUAAACAAUUUACAUUUAGGAGGUAUAACUACAAAAACUGUUCAGUGACAAUAAUUGUGAUCAUGUUUCUCUUUUCCUGCACAACUGGUUUGAACUGAAAUAUUUAGUUGAUAUUUGACCUUUAUGUCUCAGUUUUAAACUGCAGUGAACAAAAUGGUCUUGGAGAGAUAUUGUAAAAUUUUACAUUUAUAUUCAUUAUAAAGGGCAGUUGCAAGUAUUGAUAACCAAAACUUGUCAUUGCUUAUAUGAUGGGUUUUGUAGGAAAGACGAAUGUGUGCAAAAACAUUUACUUUUUGCCAGCUGAUAAGUGUCUUGGAAGACUGUUCAGUGUGAUGACUGAACUGCUUCAAAGAAAUGUUUUAUUUUUGUUUGGUGUUAAAGGGGACCCUACCAAGAUGAUCACUGUAAAUCUGAAUGCAUAGUGUUGAAUCAUUUGUAUACACAACUGCCUAAUAAACUGCUAAAUUGCA